This is a messenger RNA of Cryptomeria japonica (Japanese cedar), 381 nucleotides long. Its product is annotated as secreted RxLR effector protein 161-like. The record is from RefSeq and is a predicted model, not a curated record. The transcript has a single exon. The coding region runs from base 1 to 381 and encodes 126 amino acids. Lineage: Eukaryota; Viridiplantae; Streptophyta; Pinopsida; Cupressales; Cupressaceae.
AUGGAAGACUACCAUCCAAUAAGUACUCCUAUGGUGAAAAGGUGUAAGCUUAGUAAAGAGGAUGAAUCUUCGAGUAUAAAUAAAACUUAUUACAGGUCCAUGAUAGGAAAUUUGCUUUAUGUUACAACUACUAGACUUGAUAUUAUGCAAGCAGUUGGAUAUGUUGCUAGGUUUCUGGCUACACCUAAAGACACUCAUGUGCAAGCAGUAAAGAGGACCUUUAAGUAUCUCAAGGGUACAUUGAACUUUGGCUUAUGGUAUCCUAAAUGUUCAGAUUUUACACUAGCAACUUAUUGUGAUGUAGAUUGGGGAGGUUCAGUAGAUGACAAAAAGAGCACGAGUGGUGGUGCUUUCUUUCUUGGUGGUUGUCUUGUUUCCUAG